Trametes versicolor FP-101664 SS1 is the source of this 1418-nucleotide messenger RNA. RefSeq lists its product as uncharacterized. The record is from RefSeq and is a predicted model, not a curated record. Lineage: Eukaryota; Fungi; Basidiomycota; Agaricomycetes; Polyporales; Polyporaceae. Gene Ontology annotation, biological process: regulation of transcription by RNA polymerase II. The transcript is spliced from 3 exons. The coding region runs from base 1 to 1014 and encodes 337 amino acids. Gene Ontology annotation, cellular component: nucleus.
AUGCACGCAUUCCCCGGCGACGAACCGCACGAUCCCCCAUUCCCAUACGACAUAAUGAUCCAUCCCCGCGCGGACUCCCGCAGCCUCCUCCACGAGUUGCUCGGGGGAGACGUAGCCAUGCCGUCUCCGGAGGAGUUCGAACAAGAAAUGGAGGAAUUCCUCUCCGACUGCACCGACGGAGGCUAUUCGCACACCCUCCCCGACUUUGAUCCACACGCGUUCAGCGCGAUCGACUGGACCGCUGCACUUGCUCCCUCCGUCCCACACCCGGCGGUAUCACCGCCUGCCACGGUGGUCUCGGAAGACGCCAACUGGGCGCCUCUCUCUCCCGUCUCCGACACAACCCUCGUGAGCGACUUCUCGCCGUCGCUUGCGAAGGACUGGGUCUCCUCUGGCGACCCCUAUGGCUCUCCGAACUAUGGGACAACUGGCCUCGCUGCCACGCCAUUCGCCCCCGACGUGCACGAUGGGUUCGAUUUCGCGUUCGAAUUUGCGGUCCCGUCUCGGAACGACGACCACAAUGGCGACGGCCUUGGGGCGAAGAUGGACUUCGAUCCCUUCUCCUCGUACGAUGAUCUUCUCUCUCCGCGAUCCCCCACGCCCUAUCCGGAGCAGUCACAGUCUUCCGCCUCUCCCGUGUCCAUCAAACGCUCCUUCAGUGUCGCGAGCUCCUCGAGCGCCGAGAGCACCACGGAGAGCGACGAAGUCAUCGUCGAGAAGAAGCCCGCCAAGCGCAAGCGACGCGAGGACACCACCCGGCAGUUCCCCUGCCCCUACAAAGGCUGCACCGCACCAGACUUCGCGCGCAGCCACAACCUCAAAGUGCACAUCGCGUCCGUGCACAACAAGGAGCGUUCGUUCGUGUGCGAGGUCGCGAGCUGCGCGCAGGCGUUCGGGCGCAAGCACGACCUCGUCCGGCACUUCCAGAGCAAGCACACGAACCUCGGCUCGCCACGCAGCAAGGCCGCCGCCUCCGCGAAGUCCAAGUCCAAGGCGAAGACGAAGCAGAAGUAGCGCACCACUGAGGUUGCGAUCUGGCACCCCAGAAUCGCGAGCAGCAGCAGCAUACUCUUUCUCGAGUCGUGCGCCCGCACUGAGCGCGCAGCGUACACCUGUACGCGCUGCGCGCUCGCCUUGGCGUGCGACUCUCAAGAGGGCGGGUAUGUGGCUGGUGUUGGGGAGGAUCGCGCGUGCGUCGCUCGGCGGGGUCGACUUUCCUGCGGCAGCGGGGGAGACGCCCUGUCAGGGACGUAUGCGCGUCGGGUUUGUGGACUGGAGCCUUGGUUUGUGUCUCGGUGUAUGCUUCUCGUCAUAUCUUUCUUGGCUUUUAGUUUGGUUGUCUUUCGUCCCCAACGUUGUCUGUCGCGUCGUGUACGAUAUUCGCUCCCGUCCGCCUGUUGUAUCUCAUUACUUGCCCC